Leptosia nina is the source of this 10218-nucleotide messenger RNA. The record is from the annotation of a GenBank genome assembly. NCBI's taxonomy places the organism in Eukaryota, Metazoa, Arthropoda, Insecta, Lepidoptera, Pieridae.
AUGUUUGAGGACACAAAGGAAACCUGUACCAAUAUAUUAUGCAAAAAAGAGAACCCAGAGGAAGGAUUUAAAAUGAUUCCAUUUUGUGCAGAAGAUAGUGGUCCACAUUGGUACCAGGUUACUGGCAAUGUAGUGACAAAUCCUUUAGUUACUAAAAACCUACCUCUGUUUUUUCAAAGGUUUCCAAUUCAUUGUAAACCUAAAACAGAGAAAGACGUAGAGGGAAUUCUCAAUGGGGAAAUCAAGAAUUUUGUGGGUGAUUUAAUCGAUGACGAUUAUGACAAUCUAGAAGAAUUUUGCAGUCCCAAGCAUUUAGAGAUUGGUGAUGAAGUAAAAAUGUCGAAUUCAUUACCUUCAAAUCACACAGUUCCAACUGUACAAGUGGAUGAUGAAUCUGAUCUUGGUAGUAGUCUACAUAUUAAUAUGAAGUUGGCGUUGAGAAAGGAUAUGGAUAAGAAGAAUUUAUAUCCUAAAAAGCUUAAAUAUAGAGCAGUGAAGUUAAUAUCUCCACCAAAACAGGAUAGAGAUCUAAUACCUGAAGAAGAUUUGUUGCAACCAGGGAAAGACAUCAUUUUCAGAGUUCGAGUUUAUAGGUUAUUUCAGUAUAUUGAAAAAGGAAAGACAAAAAACCGUAAUGCAGUUUUAAAUUCAGACAUUAUAUUAGUGGGAAGACAGUAUCUAUCAGCUCUUAGGGAUCGCAUUGUGUGCCUUAAUGAUAUAUGCACAAGUGUUGAUGUAUCAGAGGCACCAGAUGAUUUACCUUCUGCUUCAGCUAAGGAGUUGUUCCCGUCUGGGUUUUUAUUUAUCAAUAAUGUGUUUUAUGUGGAUCAACGUUCAGGCUGUGUGGACUAUACAGUCACAAUAAGAGAAUGGGCUGCAAAUCGUGGGUUAGGCAAUUUCCUUGUUCAAGAUAUGUCCAAGGUGAAGUUACAGGACAUUGUACUCAAGCUUGGACAUCCAGAUGUUUACAUACACCAAGGUAACUGUGAGCAUUUGUUGACGUUUUCUGAAGUACGACUACUGCACUCCUCUGAUCCACUGGACCUAAGUUUAUAUCCAUAUCACACGCAAGCAGCUCAAAUCGAGAGCGAGCCGCGGACUAAAACGCUCGCCUCGCGUACCUUCCGCGGUCUAUCGCGGCUUACCCUUCUUUUCGUGCACGAAUUUAAUCCCGAAUCGACGAUACAACUGUGUGGCAUGGGUGAUGGUGUCACAAUGAGGAUGCGGCUGGUGGCUCUUGCGCUGCUCGUUUGUGCAGCAGCAGCAGAUCCACGACUACAGAACACGCCACGGCCGCGACACUGGCAGCGCGGCGCACGGACACUUGCAGACAGAUCGCCUACUCAAUUCGUCGGUCCACAUGUAUGCCGAAGCCGCAACAGCACGCAUUGCUGUCCCGGAUGGACGUCUAGGCCCAACUCUUUACUUUGUGUAGUUCCUUUAUGUCGACCGGAUUGUGGUUCACCGGGGGCAUGUAUCGCUCCAAAUAUGUGCCGCUGUGCGGGGGGCUUAGAGGCACCUUCAUGUAUUCCAGGUGGAGCGCUCUUCUCUUAUCCACCUCGGCCCAGAGGCGGCUGCCGUCGUAUUUGCAUGAAUGGAGGAACAUGUACUAACGGGACCUGCGCUUGCGCACCCGGCUGGUCCGGGGAAUUUUGUACUGAACCAAUAUGCCGAGAACCUUGCUUGCACGGAGGACGGUGUAUAGCACCGGAUCGUUGCGUGUGUUUCCACGGUCUUUCUGGAACGCGAUGCGAAAUUGAUCGACGAACAGGACCAUGUUACACGGACACCCGAGGAGCAUUAUGUACGGGUGCGCUAGAGGGCGUGGUGUGUACGAAACAGCUGUGCUGUGCAACAGUGGGCGUGGCCUGGGGACACCCUUGCGAGCGCUGCGGGGAUCUCGACUGUCCCGCGGGUCACCUUCGCAACCUCGCUACGAAAGAGUGUCAAGAUAUUGACGAGUGUGCGGCAGUACCUGGUCUGUGCGAAGGAGGCAAGUGCGUUAACUCGAUCGGUUCGUUUUCAUGCGAAUGUCCCCCCGGACAACGAAGACACCGAGUCACAAACAACUGCGAAGACAUCGACGAGUGUGAAGAUCCAGAUAUAUGUCCAAAUGGAAAAUGUGUCAAUACAGAGGGCGAUUACUAUUGUCUAUGUAAUCCCCAUUUCAUCCCGAGUCCCGAUAAGAAAUUUUGUAUUGAUGGCCGCGUGGGGAAUUGUUACACAUAUCUGAGUGAGACGGGAGAAUGUGGAGAUCGGCUACCGAUGUCACUUUCUAAUCGAGACUGCUGCUGUGGGUACAAUAUGGGUCGCGCCUGGGGCGAUCUGUGUGCGCCUUGUCCACCACGCGGAGCAAUGGAAUGGACACAUUUGUGUGGAGGAGGAAUCGUACCUCCCGACUGGCGUCGGAACGACACUACCGGUGGAGGUUUCGGUGAUGGAGGGGACAUACCACACCCGAUCGCUAAGAUCAACGAAUGCAUGUUGAGAAAUGGAAUUUGUGGCCUCGGAAACUGUAUUGACAAGGAUGUUGGGUAUUCGUGCUCAUGUUGGGAAGGCGCUGAAAGCACGCUUCAAGAUGGAAACCCAACAUGCAUAGAUAUCGACGAGUGCGCGCUAGAGUAUUGCAAAGGCGGUACUUGUACCAAUACGCCUGGUAGUUUCACAUGCAGAUGCCCACCUGGUUUUGAUCCUGUUGAAAACGGAUUGCGAUGCAGUGAUAAAAAUGAGUGUGAAAUGACCAACGGUGGUAUGUGUACAAAUGGUGUUUGUACGAAUAUGGAUGGCGGUUACGAGUGCUCGUGUAACCCGGGGUACGAGUCUACAGAAACGGGUCACGCUUGUCGUGACGUGGAUGAGUGUGCGGACAAUCCGCGAGUCUGUCGAAGGGGAAGAUGCCGGAACACUCCCGGUGGUUACGAGUGCCUCUGUGAACCUGGAUUUGCCAAAUCUGCCGCUGGAUAUUGUGCAGACAUAGAUGAAUGCUCUGACAGGAGCUUGUGCCAGGGUGGCCGUUGCGUGAACGGCGAAGGUUCCUUCCAGUGCGUUUGUGAAGCGGGAUACAGACCUACUCCAGAUCGCGCGGCUUGCGUGGACGUCGACGAGUGCUCCGAGUUGCGGAUCUGCCGUAACGGCAAAUGUCACAACACACCUGGCUCCUUCCGCUGCGAAUGUCUUUCUGGGUUCACACUCAGCAAUGAUGGACGGACUUGUUUAGAUGAAGUCCAGGACCUUUGCUAUGAGAAAUACGAAGAUGGUCAGUGUUCUGGUCCUGGAACCACGCCGGUGACACGAUCACAAUGUUGCUGCAGUGCCAGUAAAGGUCUCCAUCUUGGAUGGGGUGUAUCCUGCAAAGCCUGCCCGCCACACGGCAGCAAAGACUAUGAAAUACUCUGCCCCGAGGGAGCCAGCAAGGACAACGCUGGCACAGAUAUCAAUGAAUGUACCAUGAUCCCGGGAAUCUGUCCCCAUGGGACUUGCGAAAACUUGGAGCCCGGCUACAAAUGUAUCUGUGAUCCUGGUUACCACCCGGAUAAGGAUGGCAUCUGCCGGGACAUAGAUGAAUGCGAUAUGCAUCAGUCUUACUGUACGGGUGGACAGUGCCGGAACACGUUAGGAAGCUUCACGUGCGUAUGUCCACCGGGCACCCGUUAUGAACCGGACGAGCAGCUCUGUCGGGACAUCGAUGAGUGCGAGGGUGAGAUUGACCCCUCUGACCUCGGGCCACAGGCCCAAAGGGGGGAUAUACCUCCCCGCGCCCGUCCAGAGCAAUCAAACCCUUGUGACAACGGCAGGUGCAUCAACACGCACGGCAGCUACGAGUGUGAAUGCGAACACGGAUUCGUUCUAGAUGCUUCUGCGCAACACUGUCUCGAUAACCGCCGAGGGUCUUGUUGGCGGCGUGUCGUAGACGGCCAAUGCGAGGGCGCUGCUCCGACUCCACUUUUGCGCCAAGAGUGCUGCUGCAGUGUAGGUCUAGCUUGGGGCUCACCGUGCGAGCCAUGCGAACCAGACGACUGUCCUUGCCCUAAAGGUUUUGCCAAGCUGGAUGGAGUUAACUGUCGCGAUGUAGACGAAUGUAUGCUGGACCCAGACCUGUGUGUCGGUGGACAAUGUGUCAACACGGAUGGAUCUUAUCGUUGCGAAUGUCCCAAUGGGCUCACUCUUGAUCCAUCUGGCAAUCGUUGCGUGGAUACAAGACGAGAAUAUUGUUACACGGAGUACGUGGGCGGACGUUGUUCCAGCCCGUUGCAGCUUGAAGUACACCGGGCCGUGUGUUGCUGCUCAUCUCUUGGCAAAGCGUGGGGAGACUCGCGCUGUGAACCCUGCCCUAAGAAAGGAACGGACGCAUACAGAAAUCUUUGCGUAGCGGAUGUCGGCGGUCCACCUAACGUGUGGACACGUCCGGGUUCCGGUGGACCGAACAGAACGGACAUCUGGAAUCAGAUCGGUGAUGGAGAUAAUGGCGUCGGUUGGGACGAUGGCGGUGGUACUUGGGGAAAUGGUACAAGCGAUGGUUGGGGGCAAGGCAGGCCCGGAGUCACCCCUGGCCAAAUGGAAGUCAACGAGUGCGCUGCCUUCCCAGGUCUUUGCGGACACGGGAGAUGCAAAAAUAUGGUCGGAACGUUUAUAUGUGACUGCUUCCCUGGAUAUGAGCAGGAUUCCAAGAAUCACACAUGUGUUGACGUCAACGAAUGUGAGAUAGUUGAAAAUGUUUGUGGUGCUGGUGAAUGUCGCAACACUGAAGGCAGCUUCAACUGUAUAUGUCAUAGUGGAUACAGAACUGAUGAUCUUUCCAAAGUUUGUGUUGAUAUCGACGAAUGUGUUGAGAACCGCGCUCUGUGUCGCGGCGGCCGAUGCGUGAAUACACCUGGAUCAUUCCGCUGCGAGUGUGGUGCCGGUAUGGAACUAGCACCCGAUAGGCUUUCUUGUAAAGACAUCGAUGAGUGCUCUAUAACUUCCGGUAUAUGCAGUAACGGGGCGUGUGAGAAUCAAAUGGGUACUUACCAAUGCGUGUGUGAUGAAGGAUAUGCGCAGUCGACGGUCAAAUCACACUGCGAAGACAUCGACGAGUGCUCGGAAGAUCCCACACGUUGUCAGCACGAAUGUGUUAAUACGCCUGGGUCGUACCACUGUGUUUGCAGAGACGGAUGGCAUUUACGCGCCGACGGUCGGUCCUGCCGCGACAUAGACGAGUGCAGUAGUGGCGCACGCGUCUGCGGCGGUGGCGAGUGUCGGAACACCCCUGGGUCUUAUCGCUGUACGUGUGGGGAAGGGUUGCUACCAGCACCUCCCGAUGCCAGACCAACCUGUCUCGAUAUCGACGAAUGUACCGAUAUAGCAGACCUUUGUGGCGCGGGUGAGUGUCGUAACACGAUCGGCAGCUUUGUCUGCCGCUGUCCAGACGGUUACAGCGUGAAGCCAGAACAGGGUCCAGCGUGUACAGACGAUGAUGAGUGCGAACUUGGAACUUGUGACUGUCAUCCAUCCGCUGACUGUAUUAAUUUACCUGGUUCAUUCCAAUGUCGAUGCCGCGACGGUUGGCGCGGUGACGGCACGGAGUGUGAAGAUGUGGACGAAUGUCUGACUAACAACGGCGGCUGUCACCCGCGGGCCACUUGCCGUAACACAGACGGGUCAUUCAUGUGUCUCUGUGACACAGGAUAUAAGGGAGAUGGCUACUCGUGCGUAGAUAUUGACGAGUGCGCAAAUGACCCCACAUUAUGCGAGAACGGACAUUGCACAAACACUCCCGGUGGCUACGAAUGCGACUGUGAUGUGGGCUUCACUAAAUCGGACGACGGAAAAUCGUGUCUUGACAUGGACGAGUGCGGCACCUUCGACAACGUAUGUGUGUUUGGUCGUUGCGUUAACACAUUCGGCAUGUUUAAGUGCAUCUGUGAUAAGGGAUAUCAAUCAGACAGUAUUGAUGAUUUGAUGCCAGGCUUCAACUGUACGGAUGUAGAUGAAUGCAAAUCGCCCCAGUCUUGCCAAUACGGAGAAUGUAUCAACACUCAAGGGUCUUACAUCUGCCGCUGCCCGCCUAACUACGAACUUGUCUCUGAUGGUACAGCCUGCUAUGAUUCACGAAAGGCGCGUUGUUAUGGCAAAGUGGAUCUGCGUUCGGGAACCGAGCAGUGCCGGGACAGUGACGAACUUUCCGAGGAUGGCACGAUGGCUGCCUGCUGUUGCUCAGUCGGAGCCGCAUGGGGUAACUAUUGCGACCUGUGUCCUGAGCCCGGAUCUGAAGCGUACAGGCAACUAUGUCCAGGUGGCCCCGGUUAUCAGCCUGUUUUGGAACCGCCAUCGUAUGUGGUAACCCUGGCGGAUAUAGACGAGUGUUCCCAACAUCCAUCGCUUUGCCAACAUGGGACGUGCACGAACACAUUUGGAUCAUUUGUCUGCACAUGUGGGGAAGGUUGGCAACUCGCAGAAGAUGAGCUGAAAUGUGAGGAUAUAGAUGAAUGCGCCCGCCCUGACGUUUGUGGACCUGGAGUAUGCAGAAACAUGCCCGGCUCGUACGUCUGUUUGUGCCCGGAAGGAUACGUGGCUAUGCCUAAUGGAAAGGAAUGUGUGGACGUGCGUCAACGCCAAUGUUACAUGGAUUGGGACCCUGAGCUAAGUCAAUGCUCAGCUGCAGUCGGUGUGCCGCAAACCAAGUAUCUCUGUUGCUGUUCCGUCGGUAAGGCUUGGGGUAGCCCUUGCGAGGCGUGCCCCGAACGCGGAUCCCCCGAACACGUGGCGCUAUGUGGAGAGAAACCUGGAGAAUACAUCAACCCCAUGACAAAUGAAACUCGCCCCAUUAAUGAGUGUGAUAUCAUGCCGCAGCUCUGCAAGCCUGGUACCUGUCACGAUACACCAACAGGAUUCCAGUGCGGUUGUGAUCAUGGAUACGAGCACGACAACACGUCCCAUUUGUGUCGCGACAUCGACGAGUGUACACUUCACCGUUCCCCUUGCCGCGGACUCGCUCAGUGCGUGAACCUUCCAGGGGCUUACGAGUGCAAGUGUCCGGCCGGAUACCAACUGACGAACUCGCUCGACGAAUGCGAAGAUGUGGACGAAUGUGACGACGAAAGGCUUUGCGAACAUGGCGAAUGCAGAAACACUAUUGGAUCGUACCGCUGUGAAUGUAAACCUGGGUACACACUGCGUGACAACGCGUGUCGCGACGUGGAUGAGUGUAGUCGGCCCCGCCCACUUUGCAGAAAUGGUACAUGCGAAAACCUUCCCGGAACAUACGUCUGUCACUGCGACGAAGGAUUCAAACCCGGAGCCAAUAACGAUUGUAUCGAUAUAAACGAGUGCCGCGAAGGAGGUAUGGUUUGCCGCAACGGCCGGUGUCGCAACACAGCGGGUUCGUUCCGCUGCGAAUGCGCCGCUGGGUACACGCUGACACCCGAUGGACGGAACUGCCGCGACGUAGACGAAUGCACUGAGUUACCGGCGCCGUGCGGUCGAGACGGUUCGCCCUCUUGUACUAAUACCAAUGGCGGUUACGAGUGCUCUUGCGGUGCUGGAUGGCGUCUAGCAGGACGGCGUUGCGUGGAUCGGGACGAAUGUCGUGAGCUUCAAUAUGUCUGCGCAGGCGGUGAUUGUCAUAACUUUAAUGGAGGAUACCGAUGCGACUGCCCACUCGGCUGGCGGUUCGAUAAAGCGGCAGCGUUAUGUGUCGACGAACGCAAAGAACUGUGCUACGACGAAUGGGACGGAGGGCGUUGUCAUAAAGCUCGCCCCAUACAGCUUAGCAGACCGGAAUGCUGUUGUUCAGAAGGUGCGGCAUGGGGUAGGUAUUGUGAACGUUGUCCGACACCUGAUUCUGCAGAAUUUCUACGUAUUUGCCAAGGUGGAAUGGGAAGACCUAAUCUCACUCAGGACCUAGACGAAUGCAAGGUCCGUCCAGAUGUGUGUAAAGGUGGUCACUGCGUUAAUACGGACGGAUCGUUCCGUUGUGAGUGUGGACCGGGCUACGUACUGGACGCAGACGGUCUUUCCUGUGUGGAUGCGGACGAGUGCGCGUCUGAUCCCCGUAUUUGUGGAAACGGUACUUGUACCAAUACGCCUGGUGGCUACGAGUGCCGUUGUAACUAUGGAUUCACGCAGGGACCGCAACAGACGUGCGUGGAUAUAGACGAGUGUGCGGAAGGUCGUGCGGCGUGUUCAUUCCGUUGUCACAACACGGCCGGGUCGUUCCGUUGUACAUGUCCCUUCGGUUUCACGCUAGCACCAGACGGCAUACACUGCAGAGAUGUCGACGAGUGUGCCAGUGACCGCGAUGUGUGUCCGCACGCUUGCGAAAACGUUGUGGGGUCUUAUAUUUGCAAGUGUCCUGAAGGAUACAGAAGAACAUCAGCACCUCAUGACGCAGAAGACGCUUGUGAGGAUAUUGACGAGUGCGCAGAAGAGAGCGAUCGCUGCGCGCCCGGAGUUUGUAUUAACACAGAGGGAGGUUACACGUGCGAUUGUGAUGUGGGCUAUGAACCUAGCGAGGACUUGCAUUCCUGUAUCGAUCGCAGAACUGGUAUGUGCCAUAGAUCUCUUGUAUCAGGAAGAUGCGUACCCGAGCCAUGGCCUAGAUCUAUAGCUUCCACUCCCAUACCACCAACACAAGUUACUAAAGCCCAAUGUUGCUGUACCCUGGGUGUGGCAUGGGGACCAGAAUGUGAGUUAUGUCCCAUCCCAGGUACACCGGAACGCAUGGAGCUGUGUUCACGUAGCAACCUAUCUCCUUCCAAAGGAAUUAAUGGAGGAGGGGGUCCAGACAGUGAGAGCGAACUGGGUCUAAUACCGGACGUUUAUGGUGAUAUAGAUGAAUGCGCUGCGAUGCCAGGUCUCUGUGCACCAGGUCGCUGUGUUAAUACUAUUGGAAGUUUCCGUUGCGUGUGUGGUCUUGGCUACAAAGCGGCCGGUGACGUAUGCGCAGAUAUAGAUGAGUGCGCGUCUCGUCGUUCUCCGUGCGAGCAAUUGUGUCGCAAUACUGAAGGUUCCUAUGAAUGUCUGUGUCGGGCUGGAUUCGAAGUCGACGAAGAUGGAGCUAACUGUCGGGAUAUAGAUGAAUGUGAGCGGGGGACGCAUACCUGCCAGCAAACCUGUACUAACACUGAAGGUUCUUUUGAAUGCUCCUGCCAAGAAGGUUAUGAAAAGCGAGGGGAUGCUUGUGUCGAUAUAAACGAGUGUCACGAAGAAGGCAUUUGCCCAACACCUGGCAAGUGCGUGAAUCUCUUGGGAUCUUACCGCUGCGUGUGUCCUCGUGGUUUCCGAUUAGAUCUAACUGGCACCAGGUGUAUGGACCGCGAUGAGUGUGAAGAUGGCCGCUGUCAGUCACCAUGCAGGAACUAUGCUGGAGGAUACCGCUGCGAAUGUCCUGCUGGGUCUAUAAGAUCAGCGAGCGGCACUUGUGUACCGCAGGACUCCUGUGCGGGUGGGCCUUGUGGUUCUUCACCUUGCUUCCCUAUAGGAGCCUCUUACCGAUGCGGUUGUCCCGCUGGUUACGGAUGGGAUGCAGGUCAUGCUGUCUGUUUACAGAUGGCUGGUGGAUGUGCGACAGCUAGCUGUCUCUUUGGUUGCACUGCAUUGGGUUCCUCAUACCAGUGCGGUUGCCCAGCUGGUUACCAGUUGGUUGGAGCUGGUCACUGCUUAACUGCUAUGGAUGGAGCUCUACCACCAGAUGAUAUUGGGGACGCACCAGUUUUCCCAGUGCGACAUCAGUACAAAGUUGGAGGUGACAACGAACUUAUAUCGACAGAAGGGUGCUUCAGUUGUAAGAUGAACGGACGUCACAGAAGGGCACCAGACGAGGCGAUUAUCUAUGCCAAUGGAACUACAGUUGUAAGGAGACGAAGAAGGCGAAGUCGACGCCGCCGUUCUCUGUUGGAGCCGGAAGCUGAGCUAAUAGUAGUGACAGCUAGUCCAAAGCAAACCUGGGGCAGGGUUCCCCUCGUGAGAUUGGUGCCCGCUGAAGGAGAAGGUCGUCCACACUAUCGCAUAGCAUAUGGAGACGACGAGAAGAACUUCAUACUUAACAAGAAGGACGGAACUUGGGCGCUACGACUUAGGAAACAUCUCAAAUCUAAUGAGAUGCUCGAAAAGCAACUUGAGCUAGAAGCUCGGUUUGUCACACCGCAGUCGAGCAAGCGAAGAAGUAGACGUCACUUGGAGGAUGCGCCCGCGCCGCUUCGACUGUACGUGUCUGUCCGGAUCGCGCCACCCAAACGCUGA